Clarias gariepinus (North African catfish) is the source of this 2414-nucleotide messenger RNA. RefSeq names its product zinc transporter ZIP12-like. Gene Ontology annotation, biological process: zinc ion import across plasma membrane; intracellular zinc ion homeostasis. The transcript has 12 exons. NCBI's taxonomy places the organism in Eukaryota, Metazoa, Chordata, Actinopteri, Siluriformes, Clariidae. Bases 26 to 1993 code for a protein of 655 amino acids. The record is from RefSeq and is a predicted model, not a curated record. Gene Ontology annotation, cellular component: membrane. Gene Ontology annotation, molecular function: zinc ion transmembrane transporter activity.
UACAUGCAGGUGUGUGUGAGCUGCAAUGUGCAGGUUGUAUAGAUUAUGGCCUGUUCUGGGUCUUCUUAAUGGCCUGUGUAAUUGGAUGCCUGUAGCAAAAAGCCAGGAAGCCUUGCGAAGAGAAGAUGUUCCUUCUUUUGUUAAUGAGCUCUUCAGGACGGUCGAGUGUCCAGAAAACCAGCAGCUCUGUGAGAAGUGUCUUCCUCAAGAUUGGUUAAUGUCAGAAGUGGCGGAUGAUGGGAAUGACCUCAUCAGUGAGGACACCUACCUUAAAAUAUUCACCAUGUUCCUUUAUUAUAUCAUCAACAUGAGGCAGAUUUGUUCCUCCAAUGCCUCAUCUUUGUCAACCUCCUCCUCCUCCUUUUCACCUGUAUAUCACAAUUUCUCAUACUGCCUCCAAGCUCUGACUUCACUCCACUCAUCAGAAGAUGAACAUUUCCUGUCAACCAAUGAAACAGAGAGCAUCCUGCAACUCAUCAGCCAACCAGAAAAAAGUCCUGCCUCAAAACACACACAGUGCAUUGAUGCUGCACACCUGAUGAAGGAAGUGGGCGUGACUGAUGAACAAGGUGUUGAUUCAUCCUCUGUUCCUCUAUUGGCUGUGGCUAUUAUCAAUCACUUGCGCCAAGGUCAUUGUUUGAAGAAACAAAAUCUUCCCGCGCCUGAUUUCUUCACUAAUUACAUCUUCUAUUCUCUCAACCGAACCAGUGACCUCCACAUCAUGGAUCUGCAACAGCUGUUACACCUUCUUGGUGUUGGUGGAGCUGGCUCAAACAAAUCCCAAGGCAGGAGAAUGAGGAGCACAACAGGACCGUCCGCCAAUACUUAUAAUCAGGAAUUACUAAGAGAAACCAGAGACUGGACGCAGAUGUGCUUCUCAGCUAGCCAGCUGCUGGACAUCUUUGUCCUAGAUCCUUUCACACCAAUCUCCAGAGAUCACUUCAAAGACAUCUGUCCUGCAAUAAUUCAACAGCUGCUGGGUGAUUCCUGUAACCCUACACAAUCAAUAGCUAGGAAAUCAGCACCAAGUGACAUUGAGAAGUAUGGUUACAGUUCAGUUGCUGUGUUGCUGAUCACGGUGGGUUCAAUGUUGGGGAUUUGCCUGAUCUUCUUUAGCUCCUGUCAGAAGACGUACAAUCUCAUCCUGCAGCUGUUUGUUGGGCUUGCUGUGGGCACACUGUCCGGAGACGCCCUGCUCCAUUUAAUACCAGAGAUCAUUGGCCUUCAUGAUGACAGCCAGGAUGAUGACCUUAACCUCAAACCAAAAGAAUACCUGUGGAAGAUCAUGGGCAUAAUCGCUGGGAUCUAUGGCUUUUUUCUUAUUGAAAGAAUAUUCUCAUUUGUGAUGUUAUCUCAUGGCCAUAGUCAUUCACAUGGCGUCUCUAUGGAGGCGAGCUGCAAUGGAGAAGGUCAGAGAGGGAAAUCAUUGUCUACCAUCCAACUGAGAACAUUAGAGGAGACAGAGUGCACAGAAAUACAGCCAGUGGAGCCUAGCAUCGACCCUGAUCAUCAACAGAAACAUGGCAUUUCACUGCUGGCUGCAAUGGUGAUAGUAGGCGACAGCCUCCAUAAUUUUGCAGAUGGUUUGGUGGUGGGAGCAGCCUUCUGCAACUCAGUCGAAACUGGCAUGGCAACAACGGUAGCUAUCCUGUGCCAUGAGAUUCCCCAUGAAAUGGGUGAUUUUGCAGUGUUGCUGAGCUCUGGUCUGUCAGUGAGGCAUGCUAUGCUCAUGAAUUUUGUCAGUGCCCUCACAGCCUUCAUAGGGCUCUACAUCGGCCUCUUUGUCUCCUCAGGAAUGGAGGUCCAACAGUGGAUCUUUACUGUCACAGCUGGAAUAUUUCUCUAUCUAUCUCUGGUAGAGAUGAUGCCUGAGAUGAGUAGAGUUUCCUCUCCACAUCCAUUUCUAAUAUUUAUUCUACAGAAUAUCGGGCUGCUGGGGGGCUGGGCAUGUUUACUGCUUCUAGCGCUUUUUGAACACAAACUCACUUUUUAACACUUACUGUACAGUAUGCGUGCACAGCAGAAUAAAAAUAUUAUGUUUUUAAGCCCCACGUUUUAGCCCCAACCAAAAGUUUCUGGAAGCAAAUGUACAGUUUAGUACUGCUGUGUCCCCAAUACCUAGCCCAGAACUAAACUACAUAUUUUCAUAGAUUUUUUUUUCCUGUGUGUGGCAGCAUAUUUAAUAAUAAAUCAUUUGUAACUGUAUGCCAAUGUUGAGUGGAUUCACAUACAUCAGGAGAAAAAGUAACAUGCUAUUCACAUGUAAUGUCACAACACACUGAGGCUGUAAUGCUUUUCUUGUUUUACCAAAAUCUUAAUGUAGUCUGAUUUAUCAAAACCUUCAGUACCAACAAGAGCACAAUGACCAAAACAAAUAGCACAGUUACAGUAGGUGCAUUAAAUAAUCAAUACGU